AUUGAUGGAAGCCAAACAAACUAUUUGCAACUACUGUUCAUGGGGAUGGGGACUGGGGAGUAAUAGUAAGUUGAUUAAGUUUGGAUAUUAACCAUGCAAACAGUGUUAAAACGCCAAUUUAGAACAACGCAGUGCCUAAUUUUUCGCCCUUUAUCGACUCUGAUAAACCCUAAAUCAUUUCUAGACAUCAAUUUCAGCUCCUUGGGUAACGUUGCAGCUCUUGACGAUCACAAAGAGAAUCACUUAAAAUCGAUUGAUUUGGAUCUUUUGGCUCAAUUGCAACAUGGUUCUCAUGGGUCCAUUUGUAGCUCAUACGCUCUUAACAACCUUAUAUCCUCAUGUGCAACUUCAAGAUCACUUUACAUCGGUAUUCAAAUUCAUUCAUUUGUUAUCAAGAUGGGUUUUUCUCCGCAUGUAUAUAUCAGCACUGCUCUUCUGGACAUGUAUGGCAAAUGUGGUGUAAUAUCCGAUGCUCAGAAACUGUUCGACGAAACGCCUCACAGAAAUGUGAUUACAUGGAACUCGUUAAUUUCAGCUGUCCUUGUUGGGUGUUCACAGUUGGAAACUCUCGAAUUAGGGGAACAAGUGCAUGGGUUAAGUACAAAAUUUGGGUUUCUUUCUAAUGUUGUGGUGUGUACGUCUUUGCUUGAGAUGUACUGGAAAUGCUCUAAUGUAGAUGAUUCUAGAAGAAUAUUUGACGAAAUAUCUGAUAAAAAUGCUGUUGUUUGGACCUCAAUGAUCACUGGUUACACACAGAAUCAACAAACCAACAUUGCAAUGUGCAUGAUUAAAAAAAUGCUGGUUUCAGGUCAUAAAGCAGAUUCCAUAACUUAUAAUACUUUGUUGAGUUCCUUUUCCAAUACAGAUGACAUGAUCCAUUGUGAACAAAUUCAUGGCUCAAUCAUAAAACAAGGGUUAGAUUCAGAUGUUUAUUUAGCAGUUACUUUAGUCACUGUUUAUUCAAAAUGUGGUAGCAGCUUACAAGACUUCCACAAAAUAUGUGCCACUCUCCCACUAAGGAACAAAAUAACAUGCAACGCCAUUAUUGCUGGAUUUUCAAACAUGGGAAAUGUCGAGAAAGCCCUUGGUGUCUUUUCGGAAAUGAGACAGAUAGUCAAGUCAGGUCACUCUUCAAAUAUAUACAUACAAAACGGGCUUAUUUCCAUGUAUGCAAAAAGUGGUAACUUUGAUGAAGCAAAAUUGAUGUUUACAUCAAUGGUGGAACAUGAUACAGUGUCAUGGAACUCACUUCUUUCAUGCUAUGCUCAACAUGGAAAAGGAUUGGUGAAGAAAGGGUUAGAAUACUUUGAGUUAAUGAGAAGUAAUUAUGGUUCACCAAAAGUUGAACAUUAUGCUUGUGUUGUUGACCUUUAUAGUAGAGCUGGUUUUCUUGAUGAAGCAGAAGUGUUUGUGAAUAAAUUGGGAAUGGAAGUGGGACCCGAGGUGUAUAAAGCUCUGUUGAGUGCUUGUAGGGUUCAUGGAAAUAAGGAAAUUGGUUUACGAAUGUCAAGAAAAAUUGUUGAUUUGUUUCCUGAUGAUCCUGCAGUUUAUGUGCAGGUGUCGAAUGUUUUGGCUAGUAAUGGUUAUUGGGAUGAUUCUGCUAGAGCACAUAAUUUGAUUUGUAGUAAAGGAAUCAAGAAAAAAGCUGCGUGUAGUUGGAUAUAA
Messenger RNA from Lactuca saligna, 1665 nucleotides. The record is from the annotation of a GenBank genome assembly. NCBI's taxonomy places the organism in Eukaryota, Viridiplantae, Streptophyta, Magnoliopsida, Asterales, Asteraceae.